Messenger RNA from Pelagomonas calceolata, 1824 nucleotides. NCBI's taxonomy places the organism in Eukaryota, Pelagophyceae, Pelagomonadales, Pelagomonadaceae. The record is from the annotation of a GenBank genome assembly.
UCAAAUUUUUGCGCCAUCGUCCGCGUGGGCUGCCACAGGCUUAAGCUGCCGCGGCGACCAAGACGUAAGCAGCUAUCGCUAUUAAGAACUCAUCGCUGCCAACGAGCGCUGCGAGAAGCAACGCUGAGACGCUGCACACAGCUGUCCUACACCUGGGCUGCACAAGCAACGCGAGCCAUGCGCAACGCCAUCCUCUACGCCGGCACAAUAGUCGCCGUCGUGCAGAUCUUCUAUCUGGCACAACUCGCCGCGCAGCACAGCGAGCCGACGAUAGACGCGGACGCGGCCAUCGCCGAGGCCUUCGAGCGGCGGCCGCUCCACAAAGAGGACUACGCCGCGCCGCCACGACCCGCGUUACACGACGAGCCGGUCGCGGCCCACGCGCAGCCGCACGACUACGCCGCGCGCGACGCAUUGCUCGAGAAGCACGAAGCAGUGCCGCAUGUCCCAACAACACCAAAGACCGUGCGACGAUCAACGUCGCGCGCGGACCGCGUCGAGGCCUUCGUGCGGCACAUCCACGCCAAAUUCGCGCCGAUACGACCACAGGGCUUCGGCGUGCGCAAUGACCCGCACAGAGCCUCUGAUGGCAAGGUCUGGGAGACGUUUUAUGAAGCUGUAGAAAGUAGUCUGAACGGCCCCUACGCCGACCUAGCCUUCGCAUCACCCGAAGAAGUCAGGACAGAUGGUUCCAUCUUCCUCUCGAUAUCAAGUUUCAGAGACGAGGUCUGCCCCGACACUUUGGAGAACGCCUUCGCGACCGCUUCCACACCAGAGAAGGUCUUCGUGGGCUUGGUGCAGCAGAACUGCGACCAGAAGCAGCACGACGCCUACGGCUGCAAGACGGCGGUGAUGCCGAGCGACAUGCGCGUCCACGACAUGGACGCGGACGUCGAUUGCGUGCAGGCGUACUGUGCUCGUAGUAAUGCCAAAUGUGAUACCAUAAGAGUGGUACGGUUCAACGAGUCCGAGACGUUCGGACCCGUCUUCGGCCGAUAUCUAGGUUCACAGUUAUGGCAAGGAGAAACCUACUACAUGCAAGUAGACGCCCAUACGACUUUUGCCAAGGGGUGGGACGACGUGUUGAGGGAGGACUACGCCUUGGCACCGUCCAAGAAAGCUGUUUUUAGUCACUACCCCCCGUCAGGACCGCAGAAGCCGGAGUUACCGAAAAAGGAUAGGCACCCCUGGGAGCUAAGUGUGGGCCCGUGCAUGUGCGACGCCGAAUUUGCGGAGUACGGCAUCAUACGAGUAGGAGCCAUGAGGAAAUAUCCGAUGAAAGAGACUGUGAACAACUGCAAAGCUGGGAGUGAAGGGUGUUUACAUAUCCCGCGAUAUGCCCCGUUCAUCGGCGCGGGCUUCGUGUUUGCGCACGCUUCGUUUGUGAAAGAGGUGCCCUUCGACCCUUACUUACCUUUUAUUUUUAUGGGGGAAGAACUGAAUUUCGGGGCCCGAGCCUUCACGCACGGAUGGGACAUUUUCUGUCCUCCCCGAAGUGUGGUGGCCCACGCGUACUUGCGCAAGCAGAAGCCGAAGUUCUGGGGGGCUUUACAGCGGUCGAUUGGUGCUGGGACACAUAAUUCGCUCCAGAAGUUUGUGCUGCCGCGCGUGAAGCACAUGGUCGGCUACCCGGAGAACGAGGCUAUUUCGUCGCUGGCGGCUUCAUCACUGGUGGGGCACCUGGAGACGUACGGCCUCGGGUCGGCGCGGCCCGUGUCGGCUUAUAGGGAUUAUGCGGAUUUGGAUUUCGCGGCCAAGAGACAUGCCUCCGUGAAGUGGUGCGCGAAAGGCGACCGGCCGCCCCCGGAGGUAUUAAAGUUAUAG